AUGGAUAAAGUAUUUUUAUUGUUGUUUGUGUUGGUGUUCUUUAUAUCGUGUGCUUCUACAGCUAGAUACGUACCUAAAUGGAAAAAACAGGCAUGUGAAAUCCCGUCCGCGCAGAACGAACAUUCUCACUACGUCUGCACAGACGACGGAGAAGUGAAAUGUCUUCCGGGUUGGACUGGCGAUCUCUGCGACGUGCCGAAAUGCCGACCAGGAUGUGAUCCCCUGCAAGGCUAUUGCAACAGGCCGGGUGAAUGCUUGUGCAAGCUGGGCUACUACGGCGACAAGUGCAAUAAGUGCAUUCCACUUCCUGGGUGCCAGCACGGCUAUUGCAAUGUCAGCUUCGAAUGUAUCUGUCACGAAGGGUGGGAUGGAUUGUUUUGCUCCGAGCCAAUUUGUAGAUCUGAUUGUCACGCAACAAGAGGAUAUUGUGAUAGUCCUGGAGAUUGCAGGUGCAGGUUGGGUUGGUCUGGAAAAACAUGCAAAGAUUGCCAGGUUUUACCAGGAUGCAUUCAUGGUUACUGUGAGAAACCGCUCGAAUGUAAAUGUUUACCUGGAUUCACAGGAAUAUUAUGCCAGACUCCGAUUUGUUCAAAGACGUGCCAUAAAGAUCGAGGCUAUUGCAGGAAACCUGGCGAAUGUAGGUGCAAGGUGGGAUGGUGGGGCAAGAAUUGUGAAAAGUGCUUUGCCUACCCCGGAUGUGUCCAUGGAACAUGCAAUCGUCCAUGGGAAUGUAAUUGCAAGAAAGGGUGGGGUGGAAUGCUGUGCGAUGAAGAAUUGAACUACUGCGAGAAGAAUGCCAGCACGUGCAAAAACGGGGCAAAAUGUAUAUCUUUAAUAAAGGAAGAUGGAAGUUACAAAUGCCUGUGCAGAGAAGGCACAUACGGGAGAAAUUGCGAGGAUUCUGAUAUAUUUACAGUGAAACCAAUAACACCAAAUUCUACUAUUGUAGAAACUUCUACAUUGAAACCAAUUUACGUCAACAUUAGCGACACAAACGUCGAAGAUAAACCAACUUUAUCUUCUAACGUUACUAAGCUGCGACCAGUAUUAUCAGAUAACGAAACUUAGCCUUUUAAAUGAUUUUGGUGAUAAUUGGGGGAAUAUUUAUUUAUUAUUUAUUAUAUAUUUAUUUUGCCAUUUAUUAUUUAUUUUAUAAAUAUA
Molecule: messenger RNA, 1161 nt
Organism: Anoplophora glabripennis (Asian longhorned beetle)
Lineage: Eukaryota; Metazoa; Arthropoda; Insecta; Coleoptera; Cerambycidae
Product: neurogenic locus protein delta-like
Exons: 6
Coding region: 1-1068 (355 amino acids)
Biological process (GO): anatomical structure development; cell communication
Cellular component (GO): extracellular region; membrane; cell surface
Molecular function (GO): signaling receptor binding; calcium ion binding
Source: RefSeq, a predicted model, not a curated record